This is a messenger RNA of Diuraphis noxia (Russian wheat aphid), 1499 nucleotides long. It is a transcript of the gene Nasp, whose product is annotated as Nuclear autoantigenic sperm protein. The record is from RefSeq and is a predicted model, not a curated record. Gene Ontology annotation, molecular function: histone binding. Gene Ontology annotation, cellular component: nucleoplasm. Gene Ontology annotation, biological process: DNA replication-dependent chromatin assembly; CENP-A containing chromatin assembly. Lineage: Eukaryota; Metazoa; Arthropoda; Insecta; Hemiptera; Aphididae.
AUCAAAAUGCCUUCUGAAGUGGUACAAAAAGAAGCUGAGGUUGGUGUCGAAGAGAAAACUAUUAUUGGAAAAAUAGAGACAAAAGAAAAUGGUUCUCAAAAAUCCAAAACAGAAGAAAUUCAAACAGUUGAAAAUCCAGAAGAAUCUAAAAUCACUGAAGAAGAAUUAUCUGAAAGUGAAAACAAAGAAAACGAGGAACCUACUGUUGAAGAUAUUGAGUUGCAAAAAAAACGUGCCGAUCAACUUUUAACUGAUGGUAAACGUCAUUUAAUUAUUAAAGACUUUCAAGUAGCUGUUGAUGUUUUAAGUGAAGCGUGCAGUCUUUUUGGAACUAUCUAUAGUGAAUUGGAUGAAAAAUGUGCAGAGGCCUAUUUCAACUAUGGUUGUGCCCUUCUUGAGCUUAGUAAAAAUCAAACAAGUCCUGUCGGACUAGAAGAAAAAGACGAAGAAGAAAAUGACGGAGAGACUUCCUCUGAAGAAAUAGAUUCAAGUAAUAUGACAAAUGAUGAUAGUAAAAAAUACUCUAUAUCUAWUGUCACUGACGAAGUUGAAGAAAAAGAAACAGGCAAUGUUGAUGACACUGAAAAAGAAGAAGAAUCAACYGAAAACAAAAAAAAUCUACCAGAUAAAACAUCAGUUGUUAAAAAAGAURAUGAAGUUGAAGGACAAUCCACUGAAAAAGAUUUGUCUGUUGAUGAUCUUGAAGGACAAUCCUCUGAAAAAGAAGAGAUGGCUGUUGAUGGUGCUGAAAAGCCAGAUGAAGAUGUUGGUGAAGAUGAUGUAAAUGAUUUACAAAUAGCUUGGGAAAUGCUUGACUUGGCCAAAGUGAUUUAUAAAAACAAAGAUACUGAAGAAUCAAAACUCAAACUUGCUGAAGUAUUAAUGAAAUGUGGAGAAGUAAGCAUUGAAGAUGAAAAAUUUGAAACAGCUAUUCAAGAUAUGACAGAAUCCUUGGAAAUCCGAAGGUUAUUAUUACCAGAGGACAGUCGUAUCAUUGCUGAAACUUUAUUUCAAUUAGGCAUAGCGCAGGAGUUAGGAGGAAGCGGUGAGCAAGCAAUUGAGUUGCUAACAGAAGCAGCUGCUGUUUUGAAUCAAAAAAUUAAAUCUUUGGAGAGUAUGAAUGAUGACAGUGAAAUAAUCCAAGCAGAAAUUGYUGAAGUUAAAUCUAUUAUUCCUGAGAUACAAGAAAAGAUUUUAGAUAUCAAAGAACGUAAAAAGGCUGCUGUAAGUGCUUUGUUGGCAGCUGUAGGUGCUUCUUGUAACGUACCUACAACAAAUGGUGAAGCAUCAUCAACAAUCAAACAGGCAUCCAACAUUAGCCAUUUGGUACGUAAAAGACCUAAACAGGAGGAAACUGCAGAUGCAGCUCCGAACAAGGUUCCUAAACUUGAUGAAUCCUCAAAUGCCAAACAAUAAUUUGGAACCUAUACAUUUAUUUAAUUUAUUUUUAUUUUCCUCCAGUUUUAAUCAUUGGUUUAAUUUUUAUUUUUUAACAUUCA